CACUUCUCUUCUCUUCUCUUCUCUUCUCUUCUCGCCUCUUCUCUUCAUACCUACUAGGUAGAUGGAUAUGAUGAAGAUAUACUACAUGUAUAACAUUUCCAAUUCUUCUCCUUACUUAUUACCCUUCGCCCCAUCCUCGUAUUUCAAUGACACGCAAUAUGCGACCGGACUCCGUGAUAGACGGAUGGAAAUGUCUCAAUAUCUCAACAUAGAAAGUGCUUACAGAAGCAAGCUCAAUGAUUGGUUCAUUCUCCCCGCAAUCCAAAUCAUUGACGCCAUUAUACUACUUUUAAUCGUACUACAAACAAGUUGGCGAUCUAUCAAUCCAUGUAAUGUAUGUAUAUUUUUUCAUGCUGCCUUGGAUCUUAUAAGUACCAGGUAUUUAUAUAGGUAGGACAUAUACUACCCGAUUAUCUUUUUUUCAUUUUCAUUUUCAUUUUCAUUUUCGUUUUUUAUCUCAAUCUUCAUCUCAGUCUGGAAUCCAUACAUCCAAGCAUUUGAGAAGAACUACUCAAUUUCAGAGCAUCAAUAAUAUGGCUUCCUCAACAGGAAUACCACAAAAUCCUCGAGUAGCUGCAGGAGAACUCCCAGAUCCUUACGAAGCUGGUUAUGGAGAAGAUGAGCCUUUAAUCGGAAGAGCCGGCGAUGCAUCACAACAAGAAGGACGUCCACUCUACUGGAAUCUUGCACUUGGUACAGCAAUCAUAACUCAAGUUGGACUUCUCCUCCUCGUAGCUCAUAUCUGGGCCAGCAUAUUUCUCUACCCAUUAAUGCUCUUCUCAGCACAUCCUCUUCUCAAUUCUGCCGCCCUCUUGGUUCUUACUCAAGGAAUCCUCAUUCUACAACCUACACAUACCGCUACACAGAAACGUCAGGGUACAAUCGCACAUGCGGGAAUAAAUGCAUUAGCUGGUAGUCUUCUAAUCGCCGGCCUUGUCGUUAUCGAAGUCAAUAAAUUCGCACACAAUGGAACACAUUUUGAAUCAGCUCAUGCUAUUCUGGGUUUGAUAACUUAUAUACUCCUCUUAAUUCAAUCCCUAGUCGGCUUCACACAAUACUUCACCCCCUCUCUAUACGGCGAUAUUUCAACCGCAAAAUCCAUCUAUAAAUAUCAUCGAUUAAGUGGAUACCUCGUUCUUCUCCUAAUGCUGGCUACAAUCGCCGCGGCGACGUGGACACCUUUUAAUGUUAACGCAUUGCAUAUUAAGAGCUGGGCCGUUAUUGUUUGUGCUGUAUUGGUCUUGAUUGGGAUUAUUCCACGAAUUAAGAAACAGAAAUUAGGUUUGGGAUCCUCUAGAUAUUGAAGUAUUUUAGUGGCGGGACAUGCAUCUUGUUUCAGCAAGGAAAUGGACAUGACUUUCUCGAUUAACCGGGGGCUUUAGGUAAUGAGAGGGACAAGAGAAGGUGUAUAAUGAUUUGUGUGUCAUGACAUACAUGCACGAGUACACGACGAUGAUAAUUUUGGGGGGUUCGGCUUUUCGGCGUAUGGAUGGCGUUUGAGUGGCGAGUGGACUAUAAGUUGUAUUGAAAGCAGAUGUAUCGGAUAUGAAUCCAAAUCUCAGAUUGGGAAUUUAGUGGCUCAAUUCAUUUUCAACUCAUUCUAUCUCUAACAAUAUAAUUUAUCACAAUCACAUAUCCGACCAUUAUAUAUACUACCUAGCCCCUAGCCUUUGAUGAUAGCGUACUAGACUUUAGCAAAUUGCUGAAUACGUUUCAUUAUACUGACUCUCCCAUCUCUCUUCUCUCGUUUAUCUCAUAUCAUUCCAUUAAUGUGGUUUAUCAUCGAGUGAGCCAUAUUAUUGAG
Botrytis byssoidea is the source of this 1804-nucleotide messenger RNA. RefSeq lists its product as uncharacterized. The transcript is spliced from 3 exons. Gene Ontology annotation, molecular function: transmembrane monodehydroascorbate reductase activity. The record is from RefSeq and is a predicted model, not a curated record. Bases 534 to 1304 code for a protein of 256 amino acids. NCBI's taxonomy places the organism in Eukaryota, Fungi, Ascomycota, Leotiomycetes, Helotiales, Sclerotiniaceae.